CACACACAGUGGAGCGUGUUGGUCGCAGCUACAGACAAAUCGAGUUUUUCUAGUUAGAUUAUUUACAGAGAAACAAACGCGUUGAAGCUCCAGCAGAGCUCUGCGCGAUUCUGAAACACGAAAGUAAAGUUACUCCUUGCAAAGCAUGUUGUUUGUGUUCUUUCUUUAUCACACCAGAAGAAGUGACGAAUAUAUUUGAAUGGGAAGACUACAGUAAAAAAAAAAUAUAUAUAUUACUAAAUACAAACCGCAGGCGGUGUUUGUGAAUGAAAAGAGGAUUCCGCUAGACCAGUCUGAAACUGAAACCAGUGAAGAUGGACGUCAGUGUCUCCGUGUCGUUGUUUCAAGACGAGCUCGCCUCCACCGUCGAGCACGCAGUGAACGCGGCUGUACACACCGUCUUGUGUGCAGUUACUAAAGUUUUUGUCAGUAAAUACACUGAAUUACAAUUGGAAAUGGCUGGAAAGGAGAAAGAGAAUGAAAGUCUGAAGCUGAGAUUGGAAAUAUCAGAGAGCGAGCUGAAAGCCGUGCGAGGAUGUAUAAACGCUGCAGAUGCAGACAUUAAACAGCCUUUAAUAUUUCAAGAUCCCGACGAGAGCCACGCUAUCCCUGAAUCUGAAGAACAGGAGGGACCAAAAAUGCAGGUUACAGAGCUGGCAUGUGUUAAAGAUGAAGAGGUCCCUCAACAGGAAUGUGUUCCUAUUAAAGAGGAAUUCAUAGAGCAGGAAUGUGUCCCCGUCGCAGAGGAACUUCCUCAUGUCUGUACAUUUGAGGAGAACAACAAGCUGGGAUCCAACCUGUGUGAUGAUUCUCCAUCUGAAUGUGAACUGGGAUUUAGAGCUUCUAAAGUAGAUGAAGGAGAACACGACUCCACUCCAUCACCCCAGUGCAAAAACUCUUCUAGAGGCAAACCACAGUGCAAGAAACACAGAGAAACAACACCCCAAGAAGAAUAUGUGAAGACAUUGAGAACUCACUCUGUUACAAUCCCUUCUUUACAAGACAGACACACACUUACUGUGGAGAGUACAGAGAUGGCACAUCCUGCAUGUUUUAACAAUUCUGAAACCCAGGGCAACUUGAAGACCUUGCCUCAUUCUAUUAAAGGUGGGAAGAGUUCCUGUCAAUUAGACACUAUUGAAACUCACAAGGGAAAUCCCACAGGAGGGACUACGUUUUCCUGGGCUGAUUGUGGGAAGAGUUUCAAUCAUAUAUCACUGCUUCAAAGACACCAGUGCAUUCACACAGGAGAGAAACCUUACCACAUACAGUCCAGUGAGAAGAGUUUCACACAGUUAGGAAAUCUUCAUUCACACCAGCACAUUCACAUAAGAGAGAAACCUUAUCACUGCACUGAGUGUGGGAAGAGAUUCAUUAACUCAGGAAACCUUAAAAUCCACCAGCGCAUUCACACAGGAGAGAAACCUUUUCACUGCACUGUUUGUGAGAAGAGAUUCAGUGCCUUAGGACACCUUAAAAGGCACCAGCGCAUUCACACAGGAGAGAAACCUUAUCACUGCACUGUUUGUGGGAAGAGAUUCAUUGACGUAGGAUCCCUUAAUAAACACAAGCGCAUUCACACAGGAGAGAAACCUUAUCACUGUGCUAUUUGUGGGAAGAGAUUCAGCCAGAUAGGACACCUUAAAAGACACUAUAAAAUUCACACAGGUGUGUAAUCCUAUCCCUGCACUUAGUCUGAAGAAGUUAAGUCAAUUGCAGGCUCUUACAGGACUCGAGAACAUUCUCAGAAUUGCAAACACCUAAACAACAGGAGUACAUUUGACUACAAAAAUAUUUACUGAAAACAAAAGAAUGAACUUGCUUGAUAAAUAGGGUCACCCCUCAUCACAAUUUGUUCAGAUCAAAAACCCAUGGACCAACAAUAUGAACGACUACAUCUCGUUUCAACCAUUCAUCAUCUUGUUGAGCAUUCUGAUUUUGUUACGUCACCUUAGUAAUAUAUUAACACUAGAAGCCCCGCGGCGGUCAUUUUGGCGGUUUUGAAAACAGUUGUAUUGUGAUUAUACAGAACGGCAUUCUACUUUAUUUUUAUUUACCAGUCCGUAAUGUGUUUAGCUGUAAUCAGAUUAGUCUCUACUCUGCCUGAGUGAAUGACUGACAGUCUGUUGUUUUCAAUCAGCCUUUUGAAGGCUGGCGCCUGCUUGCCAGCUGUGCUGCUUUGGUCAGUCAAUUGGCAUCAGGGCUAGUGAAAAUAAAUACCAGAGACCGUGGAGUUUUACAACGCAACAAAACAUGGAGUUGAUGUUUUGGAUCAGAUGAUAUGGAAGUAUUCUGUGAAAGCUGGCUCCCGACGGUGGUCUGUUCAGGUGUUUUACAAUGUAUUGAACCUAUCAGCCAUCAACUCCUGGGUACUUUACAAAGAAUGCACGGAGAAGAAUUUACCAAGGAGAGAAUAUAUUUUACAGUUAGCACAGGAACUUUGCAAGAAGCAUUUGGAACAGAGGGAGACUGCCAAGCGUGUACCCACAGCUGAAGCUGGCAACCCCGCUGAGAGCCGCAAGAGACGCCAAUGCCAGGUUGUCAAGUGCAAUAAAAAUAAAACUUCGGACAACUGUGCCCUGUGCAGAAAGACGGCGUGGAGAAGCACAUUAUCUGUGUUGAUUGUGAACAGCCUUAGACUCAAGGUAAAGGAAAUACCCUUUUGUCGAAAAAAAGAAAAAUACUUUUUUUUUUUAUAUAACUUACUGUGCUGUGUGCUUCUGUAAAAAUGUGUUUUUUUUCUAAGUUUAUGUAUCUAUGUUGUUCGGUUACUUUUGCUCAUCUGAUAAUAAACCGAUUGCUGUUGAAAAGUUAAAAAUGUAUUGCUAUCGUUUGAGUUUUAUAAAUAGGUAUGUUGUAAACCGAUGUCUGUUCAGAUGUUUGUUUAUUUACAUUUUCUUGUUUUGAUAUAUAAUAUGCUUCGGUUGUUCAGAUGUUUGUGACUUACUCAAUAAAAAUACUAAUUACA
Acipenser ruthenus (sterlet) is the source of this 2968-nucleotide messenger RNA. Its product is annotated as zinc finger protein 135-like. The record is from RefSeq and is a predicted model, not a curated record. NCBI's taxonomy places the organism in Eukaryota, Metazoa, Chordata, Actinopteri, Acipenseriformes, Acipenseridae. Gene Ontology annotation, molecular function: DNA-binding transcription repressor activity, RNA polymerase II-specific. Bases 315 to 1676 code for a protein of 453 amino acids. The transcript is spliced from 3 exons. Gene Ontology annotation, biological process: negative regulation of transcription by RNA polymerase II.